Molecule: messenger RNA, 1029 nt
Organism: Polychytrium aggregatum
Lineage: Eukaryota; Fungi; Chytridiomycota; Chytridiomycetes; Polychytriales
Product: galactose-binding domain-like protein
Exons: 4
Coding region: 108-821 (237 amino acids)
Source: RefSeq, a predicted model, not a curated record
GAUGAGCGAGAGGAGACAGGACAUCGAACGGAAGGGUGUUGCGCUGCGGAAAGUACCAAAUCGCCAGUCCCUGGGUUUUGGAAAACUUGUGGCGGGGAUACGUGUGGAUGGUCAUCAAGCUCUGCAGGCUGGGAUCGCCCAGCGGAAGGAUCGGCUUUUGCCGUUGCUUCUGCGGGCGAUGUGCAGCAGACGCAUCGGAUAUGGCAGGCUCCAAGACAAUCGCUUUGCGCUUUCUCGGCGCUGGCUUUGAGGCGGAGGGCAAGUUGUCUCGAUCCGUAGCGUCGUCAUCGGUCGACGCCCGCGACGACGGGGAAAAGGACGAAUCCGAGUCCGAGACCGAGACCGAGUCCGAGUUUGAGCUCUGUACUCUUGAAUCCACCCAACGGCCCAUCCCAGCCAUGGCCAGCCUGCUCGCUCCAGACACCAAGAUCAAGGUCUCCUCGGUGCUGCAAAAGGAUGUCAAGAACUACGGAAAGCAAUAUCUGACUGAUUCAAGCGACGAAACCUGCUGGAAUUCCGACCAGGGCUCUCCGCAGUUCAUUGCCAUGGAGUUUUCAGGGCUGUGUUGCCCCUCGGAAGUGGUCCUGAUGUUCCAAGGCGGUUUCGUCGGAAAGGAGUGCGAGCUCCUCGUUUCCCAGGACGGCGGAUGGGUCCAUGUGAUGGACUUUUAUCCCGAAGACAGCAACAGCGCCCAAAGCUUUGCAGUGCCGGAGCCGAGCCAGAAGAGCGGCCAGAGGUUCAAGAUUGUCUUCAAGUCCAGCACCGACUUUUACGGCCGGAUCACAGUCUACAAACUGGAUGUGCUUGGGAGCAGGCUAUGAGCCGCACCGGCCGGCCACGGCCCAUCCACACCUUCGAAUGCAAUGCAAUACAGAUGCGGCCAAUGGCCCACUCUGCCUCGAUCUCCCUGCCCGCCUCCAGCGUCGACGGCUUCUUGAGCAGCAGCAUUCCAACACCAGUUGCCAGCUUUCCAGGGCCACACCACGGCCCAGCUCGCCCGUCGCCCAUUGGACAGAGGGCAUCACGGGA